Gossypium raimondii (Peruvian cotton) is the source of this 1221-nucleotide messenger RNA. RefSeq names its product bidirectional sugar transporter SWEET14. Gene Ontology annotation, cellular component: membrane. The record is from RefSeq and is a predicted model, not a curated record. Bases 174 to 1016 code for a protein of 280 amino acids. Gene Ontology annotation, biological process: carbohydrate transport. Gene Ontology annotation, molecular function: sugar transmembrane transporter activity. Lineage: Eukaryota; Viridiplantae; Streptophyta; Magnoliopsida; Malvales; Malvaceae. The transcript is spliced from 6 exons.
GGCAAGUUUGUUCAUCAACAAGUUAUGUGUGUCAUCCCAUCAUCAAAUAAUUAAAUAAGCUUCAAAGCUAUGGUGUAUAUAUAUAUAUGGGAUUUUAUGCAGAGUGAAAUAUAUAAGUUCUUUCUUCUUCUCUACACUGAUCAAUACAGAGAAAGAGCUUCAUAUCAACAACAAUGGCUGCAAACAUCCAUGAUCAAAGUUUCUCUAUUGUUUUUGGUCUUCUGGGGAAUAUUUUGUCUUUCUUUGUUUAUCUUGCCCCACUGCCAACUUUUUACAAAAUUUUCAAGAAGAAAUCAACAGAAGGUUUUCAAUCGAUUCCAUAUUCAGUAGCACUUUUCAGUGCCAUGUUGCUUCUUUACUACGCUUUCCUCAAGCAACACGAUGCAGUCAUGCUCAUCACCAUUAACUCCAUUGGGUCCGGCAUCGAGUCCAUUUAUCUCAUUUUUUACCUGAUUUAUGCUACCAAAACAGCCAGGCAAUUUGCAUUGCAGAUAUACACGACAAAGCUGGUUAUAUUUUUCAACAUAGUGGCAUUAGGAUUAAUCAUACUUGUCACCUUGGUAUUUUUUAAAGGCCAUCUUCGAGUUUCUAUCGUAGGGUGGAUUUGUGCCAUCUUCUCAGUUUGUGUCUUUGCUGCUCCCCUUAGCAUCAUUAGAUUAGUGAUAAAAACGAAGAGUGUGGAAUACAUGCCAUUCCCAUUGUCAUUCUUUUUGACUCUCUGUGCUAUAACAUGGUUUCUUUAUGGGUUUUCAUUAAAAGAUUUCUACAUAGCAACACCAAACAUUUUGGGGUUCAGCUUUGGGAUAACUCAGAUGAUAUUAUAUCUUGUAUAUCGCGGCGAAACGAAAGCAUUGGUCUUGCCUGAUAGCAACAACAAGGUCCAAUUAGAGCAAUUUCCGAAUGCUAAUAAUGUCCAACAAAGUACUGUAAACCAGAAUCAAGAAGGUGCCAUGAAUUAUGGAGUUGCAGGGAUGAUUAGCAACUCACAAGUUGUCCCUAGUGAACUCAACGUUUGAACUCUUGAAAGUCAUAAAAUGGCAUUGCAAGUAAUAAUGGAUCUCGGACUUAGUGAGUUAAGGAAUUCAUACAAACAUUUACUAAGUUUGAAAUUCAUUUUAACAUAGUCAAUACUUUCCUAUUUUGUAUAAAAAUUUGAAGUAAUAUUGCAACCAUAGAAAAUUUUAAGUAUAUAGAAGGAAUGGCAUGGCGUAUUUCCAGAUA